AUGGGUCGGAGAGGUUUGCGUCGCAAUUACAAUCCCGUCUCGUCGACGGCCGAGGAAGCCGAUGAUGCGGCGGUGAUUGCAGUGGAAAGUGAAGGAGGAGGAGAAGAAGACAACAACAACAACAACACAGCGGACAGCAACAAUGGCGAUGUUGGUGGUGACGUGGAAGCCCCUCGACGACGCAGGGACUAUCAGACCGUCGCAGCUGAAGAGGAAGCAGAAGACGAGGAAGAAGAGGGUACCAAGGUGACGAUUGUGAUUUUGGAUCCGGCCCAAAAGAAAUUCUUCAUUCCGGCGUACACUCAUUGGUCCAUUUCCAAGUUCAAACGAAAGGGAGCCAAGAUUCACAAGGUGGCGCCACCGUCGCAACGAUUAAUUUAUCGAGGACAAUUGCUGCAGGACAGUUCGACGCUCGAAGGAUGUGGCCUCAGCGCAGACAAGCUCAUUGUGCACUUGUUCCCCAAACCACGCGUCGUUAUUCAACAACAACAACCGGGUGUUGACGAAGAACAACCACAACCCACAGGGGCUCACAUUCCUCAAAUCGUCUUGAAUCCAGAUGAAGCCGAACAACGCGCUCAUAUUCUCGUUUUGGGAAGUGCCGACUUUUUGGAAGCACAAAACAAUGUCAAGCUAUUCUCCUUUCUUCUCUUGGUCAUUUCGUCCAUUGAACUAUUCAACCUCCUACUCAUUCUCAUGGGAGUUCCUCCGGACAACGGCAAUGGUAAUAAUUCUGGACACGACGCUUACAAUACUCAAGACGACUUUUUCCAUAUUGACGUCAACAACACGGCCGAUCCCUACAACAGUCGCAAUUACAAUAACAAUAUGGAAGCGGAUCCCUAUCAAGAAGCCGCCAUUCAACGCGAAUUACAAACCUGGCAACCCCGCAGUAACAUUGAUCUUAUCAUUUCCGCUUUUGGGAUCUAUGUCGCCAUGUUGGGCAUUCGGGCCACCAACGAAACCACUCUGCGAUUGGCACAACAGUAUUUGGUAGGAACCGCGAUUGUCGGAAUUGCCUGGAUGAUGUUCAAUUACUGGUUUACCGUCCACGUCGACGAAGAAUUUGAUCAAUUGCGACGAGACGAACGACACAAUCACACAAACGCGACGAACCCGGUCAUUUACGACGAUGAUGCGAUACCUUACAAGACCGAAAUGGAGUACUAUCAGCAGAAUCUCAGUCUCAUGAUGAUUCCUGGCAUGGUAUGGGUGCUCUGCUGUCUUCGAGCAUAUCAGUUUCAAUCGCUCUUGGAAGAAGCCGAACAAGAAGCGGAAGAACGUAUUCGCAACGAAUUGGCACAACACAAUGCUCAUGUGCAUGGUGGUGAGGGUGAAGACGACGAGGACGAUGUGGUUGAGGAAGACGAAGCGGCGACGACCGGCGGUACGGAGCUGGAGCUGCAAAACCGAUCGGCCGUGAUUACCUAG
This is a messenger RNA of Seminavis robusta, 1431 nucleotides long. The record is from the annotation of a GenBank genome assembly. Lineage: Eukaryota; Bacillariophyta; Bacillariophyceae; Naviculales; Naviculaceae.